CCCCUCCAUAUCAUGUGAUUCAAGGUGUUCCAAUGCCCUCCAUAUCAUGUGAUUCAGGUGUUCAAUCCCCUCCAUAUCAUGUGAUUCAGGUGUUCCACAUCCCCUCCAUAUCAUGUGAUUCAGGUGUUUCAAUCCCCUACAUGGACACAGGUGUAUACAAUCAAGCCCAUAGGCAUGCAGACGGCUUCUACAAACAUUGACGGGCAAUAGCUAAAGACCUCCCAAACAUGGUGUGGCCUUCAGAUGAGCCAACAACAGUGCGGUAGUUAGAGAGCUUCAUGGGAAUGGGUUUCCAUGGC
Molecule: messenger RNA, 299 nt
Organism: Staurois parvus
Lineage: Eukaryota; Metazoa; Chordata; Amphibia; Anura; Ranidae
Source: the annotation of a GenBank genome assembly